Molecule: messenger RNA, 6196 nt
Organism: Oppia nitens
Lineage: Eukaryota; Metazoa; Arthropoda; Arachnida; Sarcoptiformes; Oppiidae
Product: laminin subunit alpha-2-like
Exons: 14
Coding region: 26-6079 (2017 amino acids)
Biological process (GO): regulation of cell adhesion; regulation of embryonic development; axon guidance
Cellular component (GO): basement membrane
Molecular function (GO): extracellular matrix structural constituent; signaling receptor binding
Source: RefSeq, a predicted model, not a curated record
AAGAUAAUAAUAAAUAGUGUCAGUGAUGUACUUGUUUAUCAAAUUAAUUAUAUUAACUGUUGUUAUUGUUGAACACAUAGAAAAUGUUGAUCUAUCAGAGGGUUUGUCGCCAAAUGUGUUUAAUCUGGCGACCGGUGCUAUCAUAACAGUGAACGCCACUUGUGGUGAAACGGGUCCCGAAUAUUAUUGUAAAUUAGUAGAGCAUGUGCUUAAACGCCCAUCGGACACUACUCCAGGUCAGUGCAAUAUAUGCGAUGCGGCCAAUGUUGACAUCUCUAAGCGUCACCCGAUUGCUAAUGUCAUCGAUGGAAGCGAAUCAUGGUGGCAAAGUCCGACAUUACAGUACGGCAAAAAAUAUGAAUGGAUUACUAUUACUUUAAAUCUCAAACAAGUGUAUCAGAUCUCACAUGUGAUCAUUAAGUCGGCGAUAUCACCACUUCCUGGCAAUUGGAUUCUUGAACAUUCAGUUGAUGGCCAAACAUAUAGGCCGUGGCAAUACUUUGCACUGUCAGAUACAGAGUGUUGGGAUACUUACCGAAUACGUCCUACAAUUGGCAAAGUUAGGUACAGAUCUGAUGAUGAAGUCAUCUGUACGUCGUUUUAUUCAAAGAGUGAUAUUCUUGAGAACGGAGAGGCACACGUAUCAUUGAUUACUGGUAGACCUGGUGCUGAAGGACCCAGUGAUACAUUGAGAGAGUUUACAAAAGCCCAGUUCGUUAGGCUUAGACUACAAAAAAUUAAAACACUUCAUUCAGAGCUAAUAGAUCCCGAAAAGAUGGAUAAUGCUAUUACCAGAAGAUUUUUCUAUACCAUCAAAGACGUUACAAUUGGUGGUCAAUGUCUUUGUAAUGGUCACGCACGGGAAUGUAGGGCUAGUAUUGGCUCAGCGCUACCAAAGUGUCAGUGCGAACACAAUACUUCAGGAACCAAUUGUGAGAUAUGUAAACCUUUGUUUAACCAAAAGAAGUGGAGAUCGGCAUCAAGUAGUUGGGGAUUUGUAUGCAAUGAAUGUCAAUGUUUUGGACAUUCAGAAGAAUGUUAUUACGAUCAGACCAUCGCCUCCAAGAAGUUAAGUCUUUCCAAAUCUGGUGUUUAUGAAGGCGGAGGCGUAUGCAGUAAAUGUCGACAUCACACAGUGGGUAUUAACUGUGAACAAUGCGAAGAUGGAUAUUAUAGACCAGAAGGUGUUCCACUGGACAGUCCUAAUCCAUGCUCUAAAUGUCAAUGUAGUGGACCAGGAAUUUCACAUUUGUGUAUUAAAGAUGUGUUUCAUUUAAUUGAAGGCCGAAAACCUGGAGAUUGUCUUUGUAGGGAAGGUUUUGAAGGUAAUCGCUGUGAACGAUGUGCACCGGGAUAUAAAAAUUAUCCGCAAUGUACUCAAUGUACGUGUGUUUACGCCGGUAUUAUAAACACUGAGGUUUGUGACGGUCAGUGCUUGUGUAAGAACAACGUUGUGGGAACUCGUUGUAACAAAUGUAAGAGUGGUUACUAUAAUCUCGAUCACGACAAUAUAGAUGGUUGUGCCGAGUGUUACUGUUUUGGUGCCACUAAUAUAUGUGCUUCAAGUGAUUGGGGACUAGAGAUUGUCAAUAAUUUGGAUGAUUGGAUGAUCUCUGACCUGUCAGGCAAAGUGAAAGUACCGCCAACUAAAGAAACUGGACGUUUGGUUAUAGCUAACGAUGAGAUGCCGUCGUCGGCUCAGAAUUUGUACUAUUGGGAGGCACCUGAAGACUAUUUGGGCCAAAAUUUGUAUUCAUAUGGAAAUGAUCUUAAAUUUCACAUCAGUUAUGUUGUUUCACGAGGAGAUGUGUCCGGAUAUUUUACAGAUGACGCUGAUAUGAUACUUGAAGGCGGACCCGAUAAUAUCAGAAUUGGUUAUAAAUGGCACAAACCAUCUGAAGUGGACGAAGUAAAUACCACUAUAAUUAUGCCAUUAAGAGAAAAAGGAUGGUUUAGAGUGGGAGACGACGGCAAGAAAACUGAUGCAUCCGUGUCUCGGGAAGAGUUUACUCUUGUUUUGUAUGAUUUGAAACGACUGCUGAUUCGGGCAAAGUUUCAUACCGACCAAAUUGAAGGCGGGCUCUAUCAGAUCGAUAUGGAAAAGGCAUCCAACACUUCAAAGAGUAUCAAAAAAGCUGAGGGAACAGAAAAGUGUGAAUGUCCUCCAGGUUAUGCUGGACUAUCAUGUCAAUACUGUGCACCGGGAUAUAGACGAGUCAAUAAUAUAUUGGUUAAUGGUAUCUGUGAAAAGUGUGACUGCAAUAAUCACGCGGAAUCUUGCGAUCCAUUCACUGGAAAGUGCUCUCCAUGCCUUCAUAACACUACUGGUCCUAAUUGUGGUGAAUGUUUGCCUGGAUUUUAUGGUAACGCCACACAAGGUUUUGAGGACGACUGUAAGCCGUGUGGCUGUCCAUUACUUAUAUCUUCAAACAACUUUUCUCCGACCUGUCACUAUGAACCUAACAGUAGAUACGGAUACAUAUGUAACUGUCCAAUUGGUUAUAUCGGUGAUCAAUGUGAACGAUGCAUUGAAGGAUAUUAUGGUAAUCCAUUAGUACCGGGAGGUUUAUGUCUUCCUUGUGAAUGUGGACCAGAAACUAACAGAUCAAUACCGGGAUGGUGUGAUCAUAUAACAGGACACUGUAGGGUCAUUGAUGAAUGUGCCGAUUUGGAUGAUAAGUGUAUUCUUAUGCUUUUGGAAGACAUGGAGUUUCUUAAAGUUUUGGUCGAAGAAGCGAAUCUAACAGAUGUAGCAAACCUUCCGUGGACUCGAUUAUUGCAUUUAACGAAUAGAUUUACAAAAAUAUCGACAAAUUUUAAUGAUUAUCAAAGAGUGAUAUCUCGAGGCAACCAAAUCAUUGGCAAUUACAGCAUUAGCUUCGAUCUCGAGACGUGGGCUGAUAUAUUGUACUUAAAAUCACGUGAAUUGUAUGACAGGGGACCAGUAUUGGCCAAAGAUGCCGAAAGGGUUAAAAAUGAAGCUCAAGCACUACUGGAUCUGCUUAAUGAAUUGUGGACAAUGAUUAUUGGGAUUGUCAAUCAAUUGCGUAAACAUCACGAUCCAAUCGGACAUAUAUCUGAUCGUAUGCUUCAAGAAGCCGAACGUAUAUUACGUGAACUCCAGGCCCGAGACUUUAGACCACGCGUUGAGGAAGCAGACAGAGAAUUAAGAAAAGCUAAAAACUUAUUGGAAAGAGUUAGACAGCUAUUGACUGAUCGCAAACAUACAGAUCCUCUAAAGCAACGUUUGGAUCGAUUAGCAGAACUUUUAAGAGAUAUAUUAUCAAUAGUCCAAAACAAAGUUCAACCGCCUAUACAAACAACAGUUAAAUUGGUUCGCGAGUCAUACCCCGUGACUGCAUUUAUAGUGGCGGCUGUGGCUAACAGUUCUCGAUAUGCAGAUGAGGCCAAUAUUACACUUACAGAAGCUCACAAACUAUUAGAAGCGGCAAAGAAUGCGUUGAUUGAAGCUGUCGUCACUUAUGAUAUUCUUCCUCGACUUCUGGCCAAAGUGGACAACGAUACACAAAUGAUCGAAGAAAGACGUGGUAUACUGGCCCGACUUAAUCCAGAAUACAACGACAAGUAUGUAAUUCCGUGUCAGAAACACGCUGAAGAACUCAUAAGACAAGUGAACUUUUUGAAUGGACUUUUCAAUGCUACUCGAGAUGUGGCUGAAUAUCCAUUGAAAGCGGCAAACGUUUACCAAAAAAUAGUGGACGCAUUGGCCGCUGCAGAAAAUGCGGCGAAAAAGGCUAAUGAAGCCGCAGAAAGAGCUUAUAAAGAAGCGUAUCCCGGAACAGAUGAGGCACUCACUCUUAAAGCUAAAAAUGCUAAACUAAGAAGUGAAGAGUUAUUACAACAGGCAAAAGAAUUUAGAGACAAUAAAGUGCCGGAAUUGGAGAGAGAAUUGGCAAAGAAAAAGUUCAAAUUAGAUGUGAUCGCAGAUGACUUAGCAAAUGGCAAACGCAAUCUCGAUCUCAUUAACAAAGCAUUAGAUACCUUACCUAAAGACUUAUCGGGUAUUCUUCGAGGAGUUGAAGCCAAGUUGAGAAAUAUUUUAGAUGGUCUCGAAGAUAUUCAUAGACGAAUUGAUGAUAUUGAUCGACGAAUUGCCGCCGAUUUAAUGCCAAAAUUAAACCGAUUGAGAGCUGGAACUACAUCUGGUUUGGACAACUUGACUAAAAUCAUAGACGAGGCCCGUAAUGACAUUCGUGACGGUUCACGACUCGCUGAUAGAGCUGAAGAAAUAGCAGAAAGAGUUAAUCGUUUGCAUAAUCAGAUGGAACUUAACUUUAAGGAACUUAAGGAUAGAAUAUUAUUGGCCCGACAGAAAGCGGCCAGUAUUCGGGUGUCGUUGGGUACGGACAGGAGUGGUGUCUGCGCCCGAUCUUAUGAAGCACAGAUUGAACCAUCAGUUUCUAAUAAUAUUAUUCUUAACUAUGCCAUCAAAGAUGAAGCACGCGAUGCGCUAUUAUUUUUUAUCGGAAACAAAAGAACCGAUGACUUUAUGGCCAUUGAAAUGGUUGACCGAAAGAUCCGCUAUAUUUGGAACGCCGGCGGCGGCACUAAAAUGUUGGCCCACACUCUCAAUAUUGAGACCAAUGACCAGCAAUUGUUAAAAGACAGUCAAUGGUAUAAAAUAGAAGUGAAUCGUAUCCGAAAUGAGGCCAUACUUAGUGUUAAGAGGAUACCCGACGCUAACAAAUUGGAUCCGUUUGAGAUCUCCGACACUUCGCCCGAAGGCUUUAAUCGAAUGGAUUUGAAUCGUGACUCAAACUUCUUCAUCGGAGAAUUUCCUCCAGACUUCAGACCUCCGAGGGAAGUCAGAACCAACUCGUUUGCCGGAUGUCUCUAUGAGUUAACAUUAGAUGGAAAACCAGUCGGUCUUUGGAACUUUACCACCAAUAAGGGCUGUGACGGAUGUAAAGAGGGCGCUACCGAACCCAAAGACUUGAGUACUUUCUUGUUUAAAGGAGAAGACUCUUAUGUCAUAGAAAACCAAAUUAGAAGAUACGAUAAGAAGAAGUUUUUGGUUUCACUUCAAUUUAAGACUUUUGAUGAAGAAGCGCUACUCUUUUUUACAGCCAAUCCAUCAACCGGUGAUUAUUUAGCUAUUUAUUUAAAAGAAGGAAAAGUUAUUUAUCAGUUCAAUGUCGCAAAUUCGGCGCGACUUUCGCUGACCACUAAAAACAAGUAUAAUACUGGACAGUGGGUCCGAUUGAAUGCUGAACGGGAAAAAUUAGACGGAGUUUUGUCUGUUGAUGAGGAAUAUCUUGAGGGACGCAUACCGUCGGGAAGUCCUACAAAUAUGGAGUUAUCGGACAGUGAUUUAUAUUUAGGUGGCGUAACGCCUAACUUUACAGCCCAUCACUGGCCUAAUAUCGUAUUCAAAUCAUUCCUCGGUUGUAUUAAAGACCCGCAAAUAGAUACGACACCAUUGAAUCUCUUACAACAGGAGGCAUUUGGUGUUGAAGUGGGCUGUCGUGAGAAAACAGAGAAAGUUGUCAGCUUUAAGGGCUCCGGUUAUCUCCAACUUAAUAGUGAGCCUCUUAAAGAAGAUGCAGAUUUUAGUUUCACAUUUAAAACAACUCAAGACGAGGCACUCUUACUAUUGUCAACAUUUGAGGGAACCAGAGGUCCCCGUUCUAGGGAUUCGCACUAUUAUUCAUUAUCAAUUGUCAACGGUAUACUUGAGGCUCGUUUUAAUGGUGGUGUCGGUGAAACCAUAUUAAAUGCAGAACUCAUGGCAGUCAAUGACGGGGCCUAUCAUACUGUAUCUGUCUCCAAAAAAGUCCGAAAAAUAAUACUAUCGUUAGAUGACAAAGAAAUCGGAACAACACGACUGGCCAGAGGUACUAAAGAUAUAGAUGCGCCCACCACUGGCGGUCUAUAUUUGGGUGGUUUGCCUCAAGGAAUGUCAUUGAAGGGAAUGGCCGGCACUAAGGAGUCGUUAAAGGGUGUCAUCAGAGAUGCCGUUUUUAACGGUAAACUUUUAAGACUUAAUGAACCGGUUAGCUUUGAAGGUGUCGGCAUCGGUCGCGAGAGUGAACCGCUUAAUAGGUUGGUCGACAAUUAAAUUGAUUGCCCGGUUUCACAUAUUUUCAACUCUUCAAAUGCUUUUUCAUGUCUGAAUACCUGUCCAACAAUUGCAUGUAAAACAAUGAAUGAUAUUAUUUUGCAUAAAAUUUUUACU